GCUGUCAUGGCGGCGGCGGCGGCGGCGGAGGGGACGGAGGCUGAGGCCGGGGCUGAGGGGUCCGAGGCCGGCGCUGAGGGGUCCGAGGCCGGCGCUGAGGAGGGGGACGGUGACGAGGAGGCGCUGAAGAGGCUGGAGGAGCUGGUGACGGAGCUGCACCGCUUCCGGGACCGCCUGCCCUUGACCUCUGACCCCAAGGGUGACCCCAAUGACCCGAAAGGGGAGCCUAAAAGUGACACUAAAGGUGACCACGAGGCCACGUUGGAGCAGGAGAUGGAGAAGACGCUUCGCUUGAUGGAGGAGGUGCACGUGUCCCAACAGGGCCGUGGCCGUGCUCUGGUGCUGCGGGCGGAAGCUUUAGGGGUCUGCCCCACUGCUGCCCCCCAAGUGGAACAGACCCUGAGCCGGGCGGUCAAGCUCGAUCCGGGUUUAGCGUCCGCUUGGAUCCGCUUGGGAGAGCUCAAAUGGGGCCAGGGGGACCUGGAAGGAGCCAGGGCUUGUUUCAUGGGAGCGCUGGCACAUGGGGCGGAGCCUCGGGCGCACCGGCUGCUGUCCGUGGUGCUGAGGGCCGGCGGCGCGGGGGGGGGCCCUGCGCGAGAGCUGGCCCAGGCCGAGGCCGCCGUCCGCUGCGACCCCCGCGACGGGGCCUCCUGGUAUGUGCUGGGCAAUGCCUACGUGUCGCUGUUCUUCGCUGGGGGGCAGAGCCCCGAGGCCGCGCGUCGGGCCCUGGGCGCCUACGCACAGGCCGAACGCGUGGACCCAGAAGCAGCCAAUAACCCGGACCUGCACCUCAACCGCGCCACUCUGCUGCAGUACGAGGAGCGCUUCGGGGCGGCGCUGGAGGGGCUGAGCCGGGCGGCGGCGCUCGCGCCGGGGUGGGCGGAGCCUCGGCGGCGCCACGCCCACCUGCUCGACUUCCUGUCCCGCCUCUGCGCAGCGCUGGCCAAUCGGCCGCCCCCCCGCGGGAAGCGCCGCCGGAGCCGCGCGGAGCCCGCGGAGCCCCCCCCCUGCUCCCCGCCCCUCCCCGCGCUCAGCCCCGCCCCCCUGAGCGAGCUCCGCCCCGGGCCCAACCCCCGCCGCGCUCUGAUUGGCCGCGUCCUGUUCACGUGCUCCCCGGAGGGGCGUGUCCCAUACGCCGUGGGAUUGGCUGACGGCGCCGGGGGCGUGGCCGCGCUCACCGUCUACAACGCGGCUCCUGAUUGGGGCGUGGCCGUGGGUGACGCGGUGGCCGUGCCGCGGCCCUGCCUCAAGCACCACGUGCACCAGCACCAUGGACAGACGUUCUCCUUCGCGGGGGUGCGGGUUCCGUCGCCGCUCUCACUCGUCAUCAACGGGCGCCGCCCCCCGGGCUCCGCGCUGGCCCCUGCGCGCCUCCUGCUGCGCGCUGACCCCGCGCCGGCUCCGCCCCCCGCGCCCUGACCAAUCAGCGGCCGCCGUCGCCGCGCUCCGGCGCAGGCUCCGCCUCAAGGGGGCGAUGGCAGGCGCCGUGUUGGGCGGCGGGAGCGUGGGCGCCGCCAUCUUGGGCGAGACGGUGGAGGAGGAGGCGGCCAUCUUGGAGCAAGCCGCGGGCUCUGUGGAGGGCGCCAUGCUGGGUGGCUCCAUGGGGGCCGCCAUCUUGGGGGAGGUAUUCGUACUCCAAUAAAGACACCGUUUUGA
Molecule: messenger RNA, 1656 nt
Organism: Strigops habroptila (Kakapo)
Lineage: Eukaryota; Metazoa; Chordata; Aves; Psittaciformes; Psittacidae
Gene: TTC5
Product: tetratricopeptide repeat domain 5
Molecular function (GO): protein binding
Source: RefSeq, a predicted model, not a curated record